Ctenopharyngodon idella (grass carp) is the source of this 3195-nucleotide messenger RNA. RefSeq lists its product as uncharacterized. The record is from RefSeq and is a predicted model, not a curated record. Lineage: Eukaryota; Metazoa; Chordata; Actinopteri; Cypriniformes; Xenocyprididae. Gene Ontology annotation, biological process: xenobiotic metabolic process. Gene Ontology annotation, cellular component: cytoplasm; intracellular membrane-bounded organelle. Bases 79 to 3150 code for a protein of 1023 amino acids. The transcript is spliced from 18 exons. Gene Ontology annotation, molecular function: iron ion binding; heme binding; oxidoreductase activity, acting on paired donors, with incorporation or reduction of molecular oxygen, reduced flavin or flavoprotein as one donor, and incorporation of one atom of oxygen.
UUUAGGAUCACACAAGGUUCCCUCCCAUACAUAUCAGCUAUAAAUGUGAGUGCAUCAGUUCAGAAGCUUAGAGAGAAAAUGGCUGUAAUCGAGUCACUUCUGCAGUUUCUCAGCACAGGUACAUUACUGGGUGCUUUGCUGUUACUUCUGGUUUUGUAUUUGCUUUCCUCCGGAUCCAGAUCUCAGAAAGAGGGGAAAGAGCCACCUGGACCCAAACCACUGCCGCUGCUGGGGAACCUGCUGACCCUUGACCUCAAGAGACCCUUUGACACCUUUUGUGAGCUGUCCAAAACCUACGGAAACAUAUUCCAAGUGUUUUUGGGUCCUAGAAAAACUGUGGUCUUAGUUGGGUACAAAACGGUCAAAGAAGCUCUUGUGAACUAUGCAGAAGAGUUUGGCGACAGAAAAAUUGGACCUGGUUUCAGGAUAAUGAACGACGAACAUGGAAUCCUCUUUUCCAAUGGAGAGAACUGGAAAGAGAUGCGACGCUUCGCUCUCAGCAACCUGCGGGACUUCGGGAUGGGCAAGAGAGGAAGUGAAGAGAAAAUCAUAGAGGAAAUUCAGUAUCUGAAAGGAGAGUUUGAUAAGUUUGAAGGGAAAGCCUUCGACACAACACAGCCUGUGAACUACGCUGUGUCAAACAUCAUCUCAUCUAUCGUGUACGGCAGCAGAUUUGAAUACACAGACCCUCGAUUCACAGAAAUGGUCGACAGGGCAAAUGAAAAUGUUCGGGUUGGUGGAUCGAUUUCUAUGUGGAUUUAUGAUAUAUUUCCGUGGUUGGGCCCAUUCCUGAAAAACAAAAGGAUUAUUGUAGAAAAUAUUGUCCAAAGUCGAGUGGAGAUGACGAAGUUGAUCAAAGGGCUGCUGGAGACUCUGAAUCCACAGGACCGCAGAGGGUUUGUCGACUCCUUUCUCAUCCGCAAACAGAGUGAAGAGAAAUCUGGCAAGAAGGACACAUACUUUCAUGAUGAGAAUCUAAUGAUGACUGUGACAAAUCUGUUUGUCGCUGGUACUGACACGACAGGAACGACUCUGCGCUGGGGUUUGAUGCUCAUGGCCAAAUACCCUCAUAUACAGGAUCGAGUUCAAGAGGAGAUUGACCGAGUGAUUGGUGGACGUCAGCCAGUGGUGGAAGACAGGAAGAAAUUACCGUAUACAGAUGCUGUGAUUCAUGAAACUCAGAGACUGGCCAACAUAGUGCCCUUGAGUCUGCCACAUAUAACUAGCUGUGACAUUCACUUCAAUGGAUACUUCAUCAAGAAGGGUACCACUGUCAUUCCUCUGCUGACGUCCGUUUUGAAGGAUCCAAGCGAAUGGGAGAAACCGAACAGCUUUUACCCAGAACACUUCCUAGAUGAGAAGGGCCAGUUUGUCAGGAGAGAUGCUUUCAUGCCCUUUUCUGCAGGUCGAAGGGUUUGUUUGGGAGAGAGUUUGGCCAGGAUGGAGCUCUUUCUGUUCUUCACUUCCCUCCUUCAGAGCUACCGCUUCACAACUCCACCUGGAGUGUCUGGAGAUGACCUGGAUCUCAAAGGAAUAGUAGGAAUCACAUUGAAUCCAUCCCCACACAAGCUGUGUGCAAUCAGACGCUCCCUUAUGGUUGCAUCUGGUAGAUGUUUAGCAGUUAAGGAUUGUAAAAUGGCUGUAAUCGAGUCACUUCUGCAGUUUCUCAGCGCAGGUACAUUACUGGGCGCUUUGCUGUUGAUUCUGGUUUUGUAUUCGCUUUCCUCUGGAUCCAGAUCUCAGAAAGAGGGGAAAGAGCCACCGGGACCCAAACCACUGCCGCUGCUGGGGAACCUGCUGACCCUUGACCUCAAGAGACCCUUUGACGCCUUUUGUGAGCUGUCCAAAACAUAUGGAAAUAUGUUCCAAGUGUUUUAUGGUCCUAAAAAAGUUUUGGUACUAGUUGGAUACAAAACAGUUAAACAAGCACUUGUGAACUAUGCAGAAGAGUUUAAGGACCGGGAUAUUAUGCCUGGAUUCUGGAUAGUAUCCAAAGGACAUGGAAUCCUUUUUUCCAAUGGAGAGAACUGGAAAGAGAUGAGACGCUUCGCUCUCAGCAACCUGUGGGACUUCGGGAUGGGCAAGAGAGGAAGUGAAGAGAAAAUCAUAGAGGAAAUUCAGCAUCUGAAAGGAGGGUUUGAUAAGUUUGAAGGGAAAGCCUUCGACACAACACAGCCUGUGAACUACGCUGUGUCAAACAUCAUCUCAUCUAUUGUGUACGGCAGCAGAUUUGAAUACACAGACCCUCGAUUCACAGAAAUGGUCGACAGGACAAAUGAAAAUAUUCAGAUUAGUGGAUCGGCUUCUAUGAUGCUUUACAAUACAUUUCCGUGGUUGGGUCCGUUCCUCAACAGCAAAAGGAUUAUUGUCAGAAAUGUGUUGAAAAAUAGAGCAGAAAUGACGAAGUUGAUCAAUGGGCUGCUGGAGACUCUGAAUCCACAGGACCGCAGAGGAUUUGUCGACUCCUUUCUCAUCCGCAAACAGAGUGACGAGCAAUCCGGCAAGAAGGACUCGCACUUUCACCAGGAGAAUCUUCUUGCAACAGUGGGAAAUCUGUUUGCUGCUGGUACUGACACAACAGGAACGACUCUGCGCUGGGGUUUGAUGCUCAUGGCCAAAUACCCUCAUAUACAGGAUCGAGUUCAGGACGAGAUUGACGGAGUGAUCGGUCGACGUCAGCCAGUGGUGGACGACAGGAAGAAAUUGCCGUAUACAGACGCUGUGAUUCAUGAAACUCAGAGGCUGGCCAACAUAGUGCCCAUGAGUCUCCCUCAUAAGACCAGCUGUGAUGUUCACUUCAAUGGAUACUUCAUCAAAAAGGGUACCCCUGUCAUUCCUCUGCUGACGUCUGUUCUGAAGGAUCCAAACAAAUGGGAGAAACCGAACAGCUUUUACCCAGAACACUUCCUAGAUGAGAAGGGCCAGUUUGUCAAGAGAGAUGCUUUCAUGCCCUUUUCUGCAGGUCGAAGGAUUUGUUUGGGAGAGAGUUUGGCCAGUAUGGAGCUCUUCCUGUUCUUCACUUCCCUCCUUCAGAGCUACCGCUUCACAACUCCACCUGGAGUGUCUGGAGAUGACCUGGAUCUCAAAGGAAUAGUCGGAGUCACGUUGAAUCCGUCCCCACACAAGCUGUGUGCUAUCAGACGCUCCUGAUACUGGAUGAUCAAAACAGAAACAAUAUAUUUUACCUCAUUUUAA